Molecule: messenger RNA, 1530 nt
Organism: Alternaria burnsii
Lineage: Eukaryota; Fungi; Ascomycota; Dothideomycetes; Pleosporales; Pleosporaceae
Exons: 4
Coding region: 1-1530 (509 amino acids)
Molecular function (GO): nucleic acid binding
Source: RefSeq, a predicted model, not a curated record
AUGGCCCCUGCUUUCGAGUUCGUCCAGCUCGGCCGCACGUUUGGAAAAGACUUCCAGACAAGUCAGCUGAAGCUCGACAGCGCAAGACUCCGCCUGUCGCGGUGGGGCAAGUCACUGAGUCUAGACGAUGAUGUCCGGGACACGGUAUCGCUUCAGGGACGUUUUAGGUCGGAGGCAAACGUCAAGCACGCAGAAGCCUUACUAGGCCAGAUCGUAGAACUGUUUGCGGAGGCUGAAGGCGUGUCGAACAGAUACAGGGGCCGGACAGAGCCUCAGGACAGCAGCCUCGCAGUAUACGAUCCGCAAACCAACCUAGAUCCGGCGAUAGCGAAGCUCCACGAGAAGAUGCGCCAGCUCGCCAUCGAGCGCCAGAAUCGAUCCGGCUUUCGGCGACUGAUCGAGGACAUCACCGAGCUGGUCAACGACUUAGACAACCUCUUCCCCGCCACUCAGCAGUCCCAGCGUAAGCUCUGCGACAUCGAAGUCUGUGCCAUCGGAGAAGGUGGGCCACAACUCUGGGAGAAUGGGUACAACGAUUCCAAGAUAAGCCUCGAAUGGCUGAAGCGUGUUUUUGAUGUCGAGACUAGAGCCCGAGCUAAUGGUAAACCACGAGUACUGAUCUGUGACGGCUUCGGGACCCACGAGACGCUAGAGAUCCUGGAGUUCUGCUUUAAGAACAACAUCAUCCUGUGCCGCCUGCCUUCCUAUACCUCUCACAAACUGCAGCCCUGUGAUGUCUCCGUCUUUGCGCCCCUGAAGACAGCCUACCGCGACCAGGUUGAGCGACUGAACCGCGGCGGCAUACACACAAUAGCCAAGGAGCAUUUCACUUACCUGUAUGCGCCAGCAAGGGGAAAGGCGCUAACCAAGAGGAACAUCGUUGCUGGAUGGGCUGCUGCGGGCUUGUUUCCCUUUAGCCCGGAAAGAGUGCUUCGUAACACACCAAAGCUGCCUGCAGAUCUCGUCGUCUCUGUCGCUAACGAGGUGGGAUCUUCCUCCCAGAGUAAUGUACCGCUAACACCCGCAACUCCUCUGACACCGGUGACGGCAGAGGGCUUGACAGUGUUGCAUGACCUGAUCAAACGAGAUGCUGGUGCGCCCGACGAGGCGAGCAAGCAACGCCUAGAGAGGCGUGUACAGAAGCUUGUGAGCGCCGCCAAGAUAUCUGUUGCUAAACAGAGCCUCCUCCAGGACCACAACCGCCUGCUGUGCCACAUCAACAACGAAGCCACGGUCCGCCGAACGACGCGCUCCUUAGUGCUGAGCGGCGGAAAGGGAGAGGGCAAGGUAAUGCGCUGGGAGGACCUCCAACGGGUGCGAGCGGAACGCGCUGCUAAAGAGUUGGCCGCCAAGGAGAAGGGCAAAGGAAAGCGCGGUCGGAAGCGCAAGACACCUGCGCAAGAGGUAGAGGAAGAGACGAUACCUCUGGAGAUAGAAGCGGGCUCAUCAAGGCCGAGGGAAAAAGUGUCGAAAAAACGUAGGGUCCAGGAGCCUGGGCCAUGGAGGGCACCAGUGGCGACGAUGUAUUGA